Messenger RNA from Aureobasidium subglaciale EXF-2481, 2803 nucleotides. RefSeq lists its product as uncharacterized. NCBI's taxonomy places the organism in Eukaryota, Fungi, Ascomycota, Dothideomycetes, Dothideales, Saccotheciaceae. The transcript is spliced from 3 exons. The coding region runs from base 376 to 2427 and encodes 683 amino acids. Gene Ontology annotation, molecular function: serine-type peptidase activity. The record is from RefSeq and is a predicted model, not a curated record. Gene Ontology annotation, biological process: proteolysis.
UGGACUACCAUUGGCACAACCAAGACUGUACCGGUUACGAUCACUACCAUUUGCACAACCGAGACCUUGCCUGUGACACCCACGACCAUUGGCAUAACCGAAACUAUAUCAAUCACGGCCACGUCCGUUGGCGGAAGUCAGUCUGCUCCGGUCACAUCUGCUAUCACUGUUCCUACUGGAGCUAGUCCAUCGUACGCUAAACCUUCCUCGUCCGCGCUUCCCAGCCCAAAUGCAUGUUUAAGCGUGUCAAAGCUGGUUGCAUCGGUCGCAUCCGCUUCGCCUAAAGCUACACCAACUGUCCCAGCUGAACUUGCUUAUGACUGCCUUCAUUCCAUCCCCUUUAAUCAGAGUGCUGCUUCUGAUUUGUUGGAGUCGAUGAGACCCUAUCUCAAAUGGCAAACAACCAUUUCCUAUCUCAAGGACCCUCCCAAGGACUAUGCAGACAAGGUCCAGCCACCAUACGACUUCUGGGGUGUUUUUGAUGGCAUCGAGGCAAAAGUCACCGCCGGAACUUAUGCCAGCGAAUACGCUUUCGGAUAUGAUCUUUACGAGGCUUUCCAACAAGCACAUGACGGUCACUUUGGCUUCACACCUGACAGUGUUGGAAGCAUCUUCACCUUUGGAAGAACUGUGUCUCUUGCCUCUGUCUCUGAGGACGGUAAGAGUCUGCCGGUCAUCUACGCAUAUGGCGAUAUUCUCGCUGCAUCAUUCGGCAACGCAUCUUUCACACCAUCUCCAAUCGUCGAAAUCGAUGGACAGAACGCUACUGAAUACCUACUCAACUGGUCGCAAUUUGGCUCUCUCCAAGACAGGGAUGCUCUUUGGAAUAACCUUUUCUACAUCCCUGCGCAAGUAUCACUUGGAACAUCUGGUACUGGUACCGGUACGUUCUCCGGAAGCGGUCGUGGCCGUUAUGCCUAUCCUGGAGCAACAACCACAUUCGUGUUCGCGAACGGCUCUACUGUGAACAACCAGAAUUUUGCCAGAGUGUUAGCCAACUUCGCCAAUAUCACAUCCGGAGCAGACAUUUACAGAGAGUUCUUCGCUGUCCCCGAGGAUGCCUAUGAAAAUGCUCUGGAUCUUGCUGUGUCCACUACCAGCAGUGCAACUAGUUCUGCCACCGGUAAUGCUACAUCGUCUACCUCGUCUACAUCAACAACUUCGACCCCUGCUCCGGGUUACCCAUCACCUAUCGUGCGUCAAUCCAACAAUCUCAAUGGAGGCUACUUCCUGGACCAACCUGGUUUCGAGGAUGUCGCUGUUCUGUCUGUUCCCUCCUUCGUAGGUAGUGGCGAUGUGGAGGAGGAGUUUCAGAACGUCAAUAGCGAAUUGAUCGCUGCUGCUCUGGCCGCGAACAAGACUAAGCUGAUCAUUGACGUCUCGGCCAAUGGUGGUGGUACUAUUCUGCAAGGUUAUGACCUCUUUAAGCAGCUUUUCCCCUCUAUUCUGCCGUAUGGAGCCACUCGUUUCCGAGCUCAUGAAGCCUUCGACAUUCUGGGUCAGGAGUAUUCUGCUAUUGCUGCAGACUACCCACGAAACUUGAACCAAACUGACGAUAUCCUCGACAUUGAGUCUUCAGCUUGGAACUAUCGCACUGACGCCGACGUCAACUACGAGCCUUUCACCAGCUGGCCUGAGAAGUACGGUCCUCAUGAGUUUGGCCCUGGUCCUGACAACUUCACUUCCAUCAUCCGCUGGAAUUUGUCUGACGUACUCACUCCUCUCAACUCUGGCGGUAUCUACGUAUCUGGCUACCUUAACCGCUCGAAUGUCACCGUCCAGCCUUUUGCGACCGAAAACAUCGUCUUGGUCUACGACGGCUACUGCGCGUCCACCUGCACGAUUUUCUCAGAGCUAAUGCGUCAACAAGCCGGUGUCAAGACAAUUGCUCUCGGUGGUCGACCUAACUACAACGAAAUCCAAGGUGUUGGUGGUGUCAAGGGUACAAACGACUACCCGUGGUCCUACAUCCUCAGCGCCAUCACCGAAGCCUUCACCUACGCCAAUGGCACCCAUCAGGAAGAACUCAACAAGACUGCUCUAGGCGGUUACUCGCAAUUACCUCUGUACCGCAGUUCCUCUGGUCCUGUCGUAAACUCACGCGAUGGCAUCCGUGAAGGCGAUGUUGAGGAAACACCACUCCAAUUCGUGUAUGAAGCUACAGACUGCAGGAUCUUCUACACUCCUGCUAUGGUUGUGGAUCAAAGUGCUGUUUGGCGUACUGUGGCUGAUACUGUUUGGGGAGGUGGUAAUGCGUGUGUGGCUGGUAGUAAUACUUUCUAUGGCAAUAAGACCAAGAGAGAUGGUGGUGUGAUGAGGAUGCAUGGUAUUCGUAGAGAUGUUGAUGUCGAGGCUGCUUGGAAGGGGUUGAGUGUACAUACUGGAGAGAGUAUUGUGCUUGGUGGUGACUCUAUUAUGCUGCCUUGAUUAAAACAAGUAUCUAGAGUGUGUCUAUCAAUACACAUAUACCGCUGAACUCCAGCACCUGUUACUCCAUCUCGAAUAGUUAUGAAGCCCACUCUAUGCAUGAACGUCCAGAAAAGCGACAGAAAACUCAUACCCGCAAGCAGAAUAAUGCACGAUAAUCCGAUAGCAAGGAUUAAUCACACUUCAUGGUCGCAUUCUAUGCUGGUGAUCCAUGGUGAGGAAAGAGGCCCUCAGUCAGGCUGACGUUCGAGACGUGGUGAAGUCGUGGAAUGCAGACGGUGUUGUGAAGCAAGGCAUGAGGUGUUGAUCCCCAGCAUGAUGCGCAUUGUUGUAUCUCCUCUGUCCAGACGCUUUUGCCAGCGCGCGCAGAAUUUCG